Alternaria burnsii is the source of this 162-nucleotide messenger RNA. RefSeq lists its product as uncharacterized. Bases 1 to 162 code for a protein of 53 amino acids. The transcript has a single exon. Lineage: Eukaryota; Fungi; Ascomycota; Dothideomycetes; Pleosporales; Pleosporaceae. The record is from RefSeq and is a predicted model, not a curated record.
AUGUGGCGCACUGAGUCGGCGCAGUACGGUGUGGCGGAAGAGACGGGACUCACUGCCAAUUCGGCUGGCCAACAGACUAGUGCGACUGCAGUGAUGCGUGCGAGCAUUUACGAUGUCGAAAAAAGUCUAAUAAUGAGUAAUCAGAAGUGGAUGCGACAUUGA